GCAGAAGUCUUUGCAAAGCUGCAGACUCUUCAAGAUGAUCUAACUGAUAUGACCCGCAAGUACCAUGACUUGACAAAGGAGGUGGCUGACCUGUGACAAGCCCAAGUGGCCAACCCUCUUCCUCUACCUCAUGGAUCUGAAGCUGCAAUCGAAACUACCUCUGCCCCUUACUGUAUCUUCUUCUACCUACUCUUCGAGUGUGAUGGCAACCCCCUCGGGACCUGCAGCAGGUGCAGAUUCCACUGUCGCUGUAACAAGCAAUGAGGCUGGAACUUCUGCAACUGCUGCAGCCCCAAGACGGGAGCCAGCUGCUGCUGGUCCCAGCUACGCCAGUCCCUACGUGGACCGGAAGGCGGUACAAAUGCUGCCUAAGUACGACAGCAAGGAAGACAUCGAGUCCUGGAUCGGCUCCAUGAGGGCCUACUUUGAGAUCCUGGGAACUCAACCUGAGAACCAGGCGGUGAUCAUGGGAAUGAAUGUCGAGCCAGUCGUACGGGGCUUCCUAGAAGUCCAAGCGACACGGGCUGGGUUCCCAAAGGCUGCACUAGCCAAAUGGCUAAGGACCACCCUGGUUGCCUCCCUCGAAGAUCUCCUUAUCUCACAAUACCAAGACCCACAUGUUGCUGCUAAAGCCCAAGACCCACAUGUUGCUGCUAAAGCAAGGAUUCAACUUGACAAAGUAAAGCACAGCAAGUGGAAUGGCUCCAUGAAAAACCUGCAGAACUAUCUAAGCAAGAUGUUUGCCACUCCUGGUUUGGAAUUGUCCGUUCAAUCUUGCUUGGAUGUGGUUAAGGGCGCGGUUCCAACUAACUUCACUAGUCGCCUGGGCAGGGACUACAUUGCAUACACUGACUGGCUCGCCUUAAUGAAGGACGUAGUCAGUCUGGAGGCUAUGGACCUCGUUAGCACGACAGGCAGCAAAAAGCCCAUGGGCGGCAAACGGUUCAAGGGCAGCAACCGUUUUGCUGUGCAUGACCUGCUGGAGGCCGAAGAAGAAGCCGAUGCGGAUGGCCCCACUCUUGGUGACGACCAAGAACAGGACUCCGAUACUUGUGGGUGCAAGGUCUUCUCCAAGAUCGAUCUCAAGUCUGGCUACCACCAAAUUGAAGUCGAUCCUGCGGACCAGCAUAAGACUGCGUUCAAAAUGCGCGACGGGCUUUACGAGUUCACCAUAAUGCACUUCGGUCUUACGAACGCACCAGCCACGUUCCAAAGCGUCAUGGACAAGGUCCUCCACGAACAGAUUGGCCGGUUUGUGGUAGUGUACCUGGAUGAUAUUCUGAUCUUCAGCAAGUCCAUGGAGGAACACCUCAAGAAUCUUGAGGAGGUGCUCGCUAUCCUCAAGAAGACACAGCUCCAUCUCAACUUGGAGAAAUCUGAGUUUGGGAAGAAUAGCGUCAUCCAUCUUGGGGACCGGUUGUCUGCUGCAGGCCUAGAGCCUGAGGCAACGAAGAUUGAGGUCAUACGCGAUUGGCCUCAGCCUGCGAACAUUCGCGAAUUGCCUUCUUUCAUUGGUCUCGCGUCGUACUAUCGGAAGUUUGUGCCCCGUUUCUCCAUCAUUGCUCGUCCAUUGUCUCGACUAACCAGUAAGAAUGUGUCUUAUUCUUGGGAUGCCGCGUGUACGGAAGCUUUUCAAGCUCUCAAGGAAGCCUUGGUAAGUUACCCGGUACUCCGCAUUGCAGAUCCCAAACUGACAUUCGUAGUCACUACGGAUGCAAGUCAGUAUGGCAUCGGUGCAGUGCUGCAACAAGAUGACGGCGAUGGCCUGCAGCAAACGAAUGUCAGCGUAAAAGUAGCCACUUCCACCUACAUGCGCGAGCUUUACACUUUGCGUAUGGCUGGUGGUGGUUGUUUGUGGUUGUGGUGGUUGCCUCCACUUGGUUGCAUUGUGCACUCGUCAGCAUCUGACAUACUCAUGUCAGGCCUUGUGAAGGGGUUGCAGCUGGUGGCCGGGGCCAUUCGUGAGAAUGGCCUCAUGGGGGCACUGAAGAAGGCGAAGGAUCAGGGAAUGCUUGGUGUGCUUCUCGAUGGAAAUAUGUUCAACACAAAGACACGCUUCGGCGGUAAGCUGAUGGGCACCGACAAGGAUGGAAACAAGUACUAUGAGAAGAUUUCGGACACACAGUUCGGUCGCCACCGGUGGGUGGAAUAUUCCUCACCCAUGUACAAUGCAUCCACUGUCCCACCAGAGUGGCAUGGGUGGCUUCAUCAUAUAACUGACCAGACGCCUGACCAGAUUGCUUCUAAGGCUCAUUAUGCAGAAGACCAUAAGCCAAACCUGACAGGACAAGGAGAUGAAGUCAUCUAUCACCCGAAGGGUCAUGCAAUGCAUCCGAACAGACGCACAUGGUCGAAGUAUGAGCCUUGGCAACCAAGUCAGGGCAGUCUUUGAAGGAACGGGAAAGGAGGAGGGAGGAAAGGGGAAAGGAGAAGGAAGUGGGAUGGGAGGGAGAAGAGAAGUGGUGGUUAAUUGCUUGCACAGGUGGCACAUGCACUGGCAAGCACUAUAGGGUAGUCAAUGAAAGAGCCGAGAACAGAAAAAAUGAUGUGAGGGGAGGGCAAAGGAGAGGGAAGGGGCGGAAAGAUAGAUGGAGGGGAGGGAAAAGAGAGGGAGAAGGUAGGAGGGUGGCGGAUUGUUCCAAAAUGCACGCCCUGGGCAGCACUGAAGUGCACUCUUUGAAAGAGGGGCGAUAGGAUGUGGGAGGGAAAAGUGAGAGAAGUAGAAAAGGAGGAUGGUUCAUUGUUUCCGCACCUCCUCCAUGCCCUGAAAGCGAAGGUAGGGCGGUCCUUGAAGGAGGGGGGGGGGGGGAGGAGAAGGGAGAGCAAGGGAAGUGGAAGACAGGAGGGGUUGGGGGGGAGAGGGAGAGGGGGGGAUGUUGGAGAGGAAGGAAGGAGGGUGGUUGAUUGUUUCCACAAGUGCUGCGAGAAUGGUGGCCCCAGGAGGAAGGGAGAAAGGGUGGAUUCCCGGCUUCCCUAAAGAGUUUGAUGCUAGAGGAAAAGGAGGUGGGUGUUUCCAGAAACGUCAUUUGAGCAAGGGAAAAAGGGUUUUGAGGUGGUUAUUGUUGUAGAAAGGGCAACGGUGAGGGAGUUUCUGUCAUGGAAAGUGAUGGUUACAGUAAGGGAGAAAGGUUGCGUUCUGACUCUUCUGUCAAAUGGUGGUGAGACAAAUGGAGAGGAAGGUUGAGGUGUGCACCUCUUGCGAAACUCGUAAGAGGAACGAGGUAAUGGUCUUACUCGUGGCAAUGGAGAUCAGAGCAUCGGAGGCCAACGUGGUACCGACUGCAAUAUGUGGGAAUAGAGGUCAGAGAGGGAGGAGUGAAAUCAAGGCGGUGCUUCACUCCCCUCUCAGUGGAAACUGUCAUGAGGGAAUGGGUAAUCCUAGUGAGCAAGUUAAAGCGGUGCAUUUGGCCUGGUCUUCAGUCUGAUACAUGGCUCAGGUAGUAGGCCCCUCAGUGAGGGGCGUGUGUGUAUGUGUUGACGUUAGUAGGGCCCCCGGAUAGCAGUAUGAGGCCGAGGACAUAUGUCGCAGUCCAUGUCUAUAUUCAUGAUUCCAUUAUUCAUUGUAAUUGCAUGGGUUCGUGCUGUUGCUGUGCAUGACCCUGGCCGUGCAUGACUACUCUCUCCAUAGCCCUCGCUAUCCUGUCAUAUCCCAUCAUUUCUCUAUCACCACUGGAUCCCCGAUGUUGUCCCAAUCCUGGUCUCGACCAAUCCCAUUUUCCCUAUCUCAACCCUGUUCCAGACCAAUCAUGAUCCCAAUCCUGACCAAUCGCUAUCCAUUCU
Messenger RNA from Chara braunii, 3780 nucleotides. Lineage: Eukaryota; Viridiplantae; Streptophyta; Charophyceae; Charales; Characeae. The record is from the annotation of a GenBank genome assembly.